AUGCGAACCACCGCUGCUUUGUCCGCCAUCUUGGCUGCUUCUGCCGUCACUCAGGCCGCAGUUGUCACUACUGAGCCUCAGAUCACGACUGUAUCAUCAGCAUCAUCAGCAUCAUCAGUAUCAUCCGUCGUCCCUCCUCCGCUGUCUACCGGACACACUGGUCACCACGGCAAUGGAACUACCAUCACUGUUCCCUGCUCAACUCCUUAUCCCAUCUCUUCAAGUGCAUCGGGAGCUCCCAUCCCUUCAGGAAACUCCACUGGUAUCCUGACCACCGGCACUGGUCUUCCUCCAGUUCCCACCACCACCAACACUGCCGUGCCUACCGCCGGCGCUGCGUUGACCACCCAAAAUUCCAUGUUGGCUAUGGGUGUUGCCGUCGUCAUGGCUUCGUUGAUGCUGUAA
This is a messenger RNA of Pochonia chlamydosporia 170, 405 nucleotides long. RefSeq lists its product as hypothetical. The transcript has a single exon. The record is from RefSeq and is a predicted model, not a curated record. NCBI's taxonomy places the organism in Eukaryota, Fungi, Ascomycota, Sordariomycetes, Hypocreales, Clavicipitaceae. Bases 1 to 405 code for a protein of 134 amino acids.